AUGGCGGAUGAUCUCGAUCACCAUCGGGAUAAGCGGCAAAGAGUGGAUUCGGAUAGAGAUCAAGAGGCGGAACACAUGGAGGUAGAACCCCUUAGAGAGGCUACCAACCACGACCGGAACGAUGAGAUGGACGUAGACCGUGGACCAACUGCCCAGGGAAAGCGUGCCGGACCGGGAGAAAAUGAGCAGGCUGCACGGCUCAUGGUGGAUGAGAAGACUCUGGAGCAACUACAGAAAGACAUGGGCGAAGCCUUUCUUCUCUGCAGAUCCAAAGUUGAGCGCCAGAGACCGAAUCCGCAGCAGCAUUUGUUGGCAUUGUACGGGCUGGGUCCCUUGUUGCACAGUGUCGCUCGUACCGAUCCCAGGACGGGUGAGAAAAUCAACAAGCUGCGGAAAUCGUACGAAGGCCAAAUCAAGGGAUUCGCUUUGGCCGGGCGGAAUAAACCGGUCAAGGGCGAACGCAACGUCGAGGAAGAUCAACCCGGACCGUUACGGCGCAUGGCCGGGUCGUCUCCGUGGGGUCUUCAACCGAACGAGCAGUGGAAUGCCGAGCAUGCGAAAUCCAGCAUUGAGGUGACGCCCGACUUCCGAGCCAAGCUAAAACAAGCCAUGCAAAUGCAGCCAGGGACAGUUCGCAAUAACGCUCACUGGGAGGACAUGCUCGGAUUCGACAAACCAAAACCGGGUGUGGCUCCGGCGCAGCAGCAGCCGCCAUCAAUCCCUCGACCGGUUGCAAAUGGAGUGUUGCGACAGGCUCAUCAGCCUUCUGCCGAAGCAAAACGACAGACCCGUGGAAAAAAGCGGAGUUAUGGUGAUGACAGCUUUGUCGGGUACGGGGAGGGCUAUUCGGAUCCUGAAGACGGCGAUGGCGACGAAUAUGGCAGCCAGAGAAAGAGGAAAAAGGUGACAGUUACGGACUACUGA
Fonsecaea erecta is the source of this 924-nucleotide messenger RNA. RefSeq lists its product as hypothetical. Gene Ontology annotation, cellular component: mediator complex. The record is from RefSeq and is a predicted model, not a curated record. Gene Ontology annotation, molecular function: transcription coregulator activity. NCBI's taxonomy places the organism in Eukaryota, Fungi, Ascomycota, Eurotiomycetes, Chaetothyriales, Herpotrichiellaceae. The transcript has 2 exons. Gene Ontology annotation, biological process: regulation of transcription by RNA polymerase II. The coding region runs from base 1 to 924 and encodes 307 amino acids.